This is a messenger RNA of Saimiri boliviensis boliviensis (Bolivian squirrel monkey), 4166 nucleotides long. RefSeq names its product UFM1 specific ligase 1 (gene UFL1). Lineage: Eukaryota; Metazoa; Chordata; Mammalia; Primates; Cebidae. Gene Ontology annotation, biological process: regulation of proteasomal ubiquitin-dependent protein catabolic process; response to endoplasmic reticulum stress; protein K69-linked ufmylation. Gene Ontology annotation, molecular function: UFM1 ligase activity. Gene Ontology annotation, cellular component: endoplasmic reticulum membrane. The record is from RefSeq and is a predicted model, not a curated record.
UCUCCUCCCACUGCUCCUCGGCUGACGUGUCUGCAGUUCCUCCGCGUCUCCUGCGAGUCGGGCCGUGAUGGCGGACGCCUGGGAAGAGAUUAGGCGGUUGGCGGCCGACUUCCAGCGGGCACAGUUCGCCGAGGCCACGCAGAGGUUGUCCGAGCGGAACUGCAUUGAGAUCGUUAAUAAAUUGAUUGCUCAGAAACAGCUAGAAGUAGUUCAUACACUUGAUGGAAAGGAGUAUAUUACUCCAGCCCAAAUUAGUAAAGAAAUGAGAGACGAGCUACAUGUCCGAGGUGGUCGAGUAAACAUUGUUGAUCUACAACAGGUAAUUAAUGUGGACCUGAUUCAUAUUGAAAAUAGAAUUGGUGACAUUAUUAAAUCAGAAAAGCAUGUUCAGUUAGUGUUGGGACAACUGAUAGAUGAGAAUUAUUUGGAUUGGUUAGCAGAAGAAGUAAAUGAUAAACUGCAAGAAAGUGGUCAGGUCACCAUAUCAGAACUGUGUAAAACCUAUGAUCUUCCUGGAAACUUUCUGACACAGGCGCUAACUCAGCGACUUGGUAGAAUUAUCAACGGACAUAUUGAUCUUGAUAACAGAGGAGUAAUUUAUACAGAAGCUUUUGUAGCUCGACAUAAAGCACGUAUCCGUGGACUGUUCAGUGCUAUCACCCGGCCUACAGCUGUGAAUUCUUUGAUUUCAAAAUAUGGAUUUCAGGAGCAACUUCUUUACUCUGUGCUUGAGGAACUUGUUAAUAGCGGACGCUUACGAGGCACUGUGGUUGGUGGGAGACAGGAUAAAGCUGUGUUUAUCCCUGACAUCUACUCCAGGACACAGAGUACUUGGGUGGAUUCCUUUUUAAGGCAGAAUGGCUAUCUAGAAUUUGAUGCUUUGUCCAGACUUGGAAUCCCAGAUGCUGUAAGCUACAUAAAGAAAAGAUACAAAACUACACAACUCUUGUUUUUGAAAGCAGCUUGUGUCGGUCAAGGACUUGUGGAUCAAGUGGAAGCAUCAGUAGAAGAAGCCAUCAGCUCUGGAACAUGGGUUGAUAUUGCACCUCUGCUACCCACUUCUUUAUCAGUUGAAGAUGCUGCCAUAUUACUUCAGCAGGUGAUGAGGACAUUCAGCAAACAGGCCUCAGCUGUAGUCUUUAGUGACACUGUUGUAGUCAGUGAAAAAUUUAUAAAUGACUGUACAGAACUGUUCAAUGAGAUGAUGCACCAGAAGGCUGAAAAGGAAAUGAAAAAUAAUCCUGUGCAUUUAAUCACUGAAGAAGAUCUGAAACAAAUCUCCAUUUUAGAAAGCGUUAGCACAAGUAAAAAGGAUAAAAAAGAUGAGCGAAGAAGGAAAGCAGCAGAGGGCAGUGGAAGCAUGAGAGGAGGAGGUGGGGGCAAUGCCAGAGAGUACAAAAUAAAAAAAAUCAAGAAGAAAGGAAGAAAAGAUGAUGAUAGUGAUGAUGAAUCUCAGUCAUCCCAUACUGGAAAGAAGAAGCCAGAGAUCAGUUUUAUGUUCCAGGAUGAGAUUGAAGGUUUUUUAAGGAAACACAUACAAGAUGCCCCUGAGGAGUUUAUUUCGGAACUUGCUGAGUAUUUAAUAAAACCUCUUAAUAAAACUUAUCUCGAGGUGGUACGUUCAGUAUUCAUGUCUUCAACAACUUCUGGGACGGGCAGAAAACGCACAAUCAAGGACUUGCAAGAAGAAGUUUCAAACCUGUACAAUAACAUUAGGUUAUUUGAAAAAGGGAUGAAGUUUUUUGCAGAUGACACACAGGCUGCUCUUACCAAACACUUGCUGAAGUCAGUGUGUACUGAUAUCACUAACCUCAUUUUCAACUUCUUAGCUUCGGAUUUAAUGAUGGCAGUAGAUGAUCCUGCAGCCAUUACAAGUGAAAUAAGAAAAAAAAUUCUAAGUAAAUUAUCAGAAGAAACCAAAGUAGCUCUUACAAAACUCCAUAACUCUUUGAAUGAAAAGAGCAUAGAAGACUUCCUUUCUUGUCUGGAUUCUGCAGCAGAAGCUUGUGAUAUUAUGGUUAAAAGGGGAGACAAAAAAAGGGAAAGACAGAUACUGUUCCAACAUCGACAAGCCCUGGCAGAACAGCUAAAGGUCACAGAAGACCCUGCUCUUAUUCUGCACCUCACAUCAGUUCUGUUGUUUCAGUUUUCAACCCACAGCAUGCUCCAUGCACCUGGAAGAUGUGUCCCACAGAUCAUUGCUUUUCUUAAUAGUAAAAUUCCAGAGGAUCAGCAUGCUCUUUUGGUAAAGUACCAGGGUUUGGUUGUAAAGCAGCUAGUCAGUCAAAAUAAGAAGACUGCACAGGGAGAUUAUCCCUUGAAUAAUGAAUUAGGCAAAGAACAAGAAGAUGUUGCCAAUACUACUCGUAAAGAGCUUCAAGAACUUUCUUCAUCUGUUAAAGAACUUGUUCUCAAAUCUAGGAAAUCGUCUGUGACAGAAGAGUAACGAUCUUAAUUUACAUUUGUCAUAUAGUAAGCAUUUUCCCCCAAGGUUGAAGGUGAGUGGUCACAAAAAAGUAGUCACUGUACAACUCCCAUCUCCCCCCAGAUACCACCUCACACACACACAAUUCAGUUAAAACAGUACUGUUGUAUUAAAGGUAAAUGUUAAAAAGAUGUGAAUUUUUUGUUCUUCAUGGAAGUUUUUUUUUUCCCACCUUAUUUUCACACAAAUGCUAUAUGAAGUGUUUCAUAUAAACAUUUUCACAUAAUUUUAAAAAUUACGUAUUUUAGGUUUGUUUUCUUUCCAAAUCUUGAAUGAAAAACAAAUUUUCUGAUCCAUUCACCCCUGGGAAAGGAUUCAUUUGUUGCGAGUGCCAGUGCUACACUUAUAUACAUUUAAGCAGAAAUUUAAAAUGUGGUCAUGCUUUUUUAUAAAGAAACAUUUCUGUGUCAGAAGUGAAAUGAAAUCAUGUAUUGUAUUUCAAAAUUAAUAGAAAACACUUCAAAACUAAAAUAUUUUUUUGCAAAUUUCUGUGUUUUAUUACUAAGCCCUUGCUCUUAUUUUUGGCAGAUUUUAGUUGGGGCUACAAGGAUGCCCUUACAGGUGCGCAGGAACACUAGAGGGGCUCAUGCAUUGCUGUGUUCUAUUCUAAAACAAGCUACUAACAAGAGAGAGAGAACACAUAGAAUUUAUCACCAGUAAGCAUAAGUCAUAUUUAACAUUGGAAUAACUAAACAUUUUAUACAAAGAUUUUUCUCUGACCUAGUUUACUUUUGUACAUUUUAUUUUAAUUCAGUAGCUGCUCUAUCACAUAAUACUUUGUAAAUACUAGUGUGAAAAACAGAUAGGAUGCCUUUUUCAGUCGUAAGAGUAUCUGUAAGUGCAUUUAGAUCAUUAGAAGCUUUUUUCCAAAACUAGAAGCCCUUAUUUAAAAAAGAGGUAUUUUUGUUUUCUAAAGAUUAUUAGUUAGAAAUAACUAAAGAGUUCCUUAGAAUAAUCAUUUCAACCAACUGAAUUUCAAGCAACAACUUAUUAUUUAUCAGAAAGGAAUUAUUUUGAUAUAACUAUAAAUUUCAAAUGUUUAAAAAAUACUAUUUUAUAUAAUUCCUUAUGACAUUUUAAACUUUAUAUUUUACACUAUUUGAAUACAAAAAGAUCAGUCUACCUCUACUCAUUCUAGACAAAAAUAUUAAUCUUUACUGAAAGUAAUUAAUUAAAUUGCUGACUUAAUUAAGUUGAUAGGAAUGCAACAUUAAAUUUAAAAAUGUUUUUCCAUGGGUAAUUUUCUAUUAUAUAUUUUCAUAUUGGCAAAGGAAAAAAUGAUAAAUUCUCUGUGAUCACAAACCCCAAUUUUGUUUGUUUAUUCAGCUUCUAAAAUAUUGAACACCCAGACUUUUAAUUCAACCUUUAAGAACCUUACAUUUAUGUUCAGCAAAUAUCAAAGUAAUCCAUGUUUGUGUCAAAUGAUCAUAGAAAAUAAAUAAAAGAGAAGGUGAAAAGUAAAAAGAAAACCAUUGUAUUAAUGGUUUUACUUGUAUUAAUUUUUUUUCAUUUAUCAAAAUGCUUAUGUUGCCACAGUAAAGUUUUUAUUAUUUUGUAAGUAAAAUUACAUGGUUGAUUUUGUAUGUAAAGAUUAGUUUCCUUAACAAAAAUUAUUAAAUGUUUACUGUGAUCUUAAUGGGCAAGAUUAAGAACGUUAUUUAAAAUAAAGUUACCUGUUCUA